UCCCAACGCCUCAACGGAGUUGACGCAUCAACAUUAUCUUCUUUAAAAAAUCACCCAUUUUAUCAAGUCACGUCUUUUAAAGCCACCACAAUGCCUACAGAUUAUCAUGAGAUUGAGGAUCGAAUCCAGAAGGCUAUCUGCGCGUUAAAACACGUUCAUAAACCCAAUAUUGCGCAAUUUGCGCGAGAAUACAAGGUGAAGCCCAGGAUCUUGCUUUACUACGCUAUGUUCAACUUCUUGAUAAACGGUUUAUUCCAAUUCGGCCAAAAAUGA
Aspergillus heteromorphus CBS 117.55 is the source of this 273-nucleotide messenger RNA. RefSeq lists its product as uncharacterized. The record is from RefSeq and is a predicted model, not a curated record. Bases 91 to 273 code for a protein of 60 amino acids. Lineage: Eukaryota; Fungi; Ascomycota; Eurotiomycetes; Eurotiales; Aspergillaceae. The transcript has 2 exons.